AUGGAUUGUGAUCAAACGCCAAAUGAUCCUCUUGUAAGACCAGAGGACUUGGGAAUUUUCCAAGGUCACUGCACAAUCCCCUCCCCAAUUGAUUUGUAUCUAAAAUAUUAUCUGUUCGCUAUUGCAGUUAGUAUAUCUACUUUUUUCGCCAAAGUUGUCAAAGGGAUAAAGAAUCGUCUUCAAGACAGUGUGAAUCGAACUUCAAACUCCGAUUCAGCCGAUAUGAACAUUUCUUAUCAGUCUAUAUCACCACCUUUGGAGAAUGUGCGUUUUCCCUCUCGACAUGGAAGUUCUUUGCAGGUCGCUUCUUCUGCUUCUUCUUCAACUUCAAAAUCAACGUCAAUAAAGACAUCAAAAACGGUUGCCUCUUCGUCAAUGACAACAAUGGAUAGCAUAAAGACACUUUCCGUACGUUCAACUUCAUCAAAGAGCAGCUUUUCUGAAUCUAAAACAAGUAGCAGCAACCGGUUGAUUGAUUCGUCUUCAAAGCUGGUGGAAAAUAUUGCCGAAAUGCAGAACCUAUUUCAACAAAACAACGUCUCCGAAUCGAUGCUGGAUCAAAUUGAAAACCGCUGUCAGAGUUUGGAGACCUAUCUUCCCCAAUGGAAAAGCAAUUUGAUCAGUCCCACAUCGACUGAGAUUGGAUGUCGAUUCAAAGAAGUCAAGAAGAGGACUAAUCUCGCUUAUCUUCGAUUAUUGAGACAGCUGGUCAAUGAAGUUGGUCUAGAUGCCGCCUUAAGUGGUUCGAUCGGUAUUCCAAUACUAGAAGCCUUCUGCUCGCGUCCUCUUUCAAAUAUUAUAAUCGACCAAUCAUCACGUUCAACGCCUGGAGGCGAUUCUACUGAGGGUCCAGACGGAUUAACUGGUAGGGUUAACGGAAGAUCUGAAAAUGAAAAUAAUCCUAUACCUGCGAGAAAUAAAUUGCGUCAUGCUGUGCGUCUCUUAAUGGCGAAGGGUAAAGACGCGGCGGAAGAUCGUGAUUUGAAUAGCGAAUUUAUGGCGCUUAUUGAAAGUGAGUUCUGA
This is a messenger RNA of Rodentolepis nana, 1023 nucleotides long. NCBI's taxonomy places the organism in Eukaryota, Metazoa, Platyhelminthes, Cestoda, Cyclophyllidea, Hymenolepididae. The record is from the annotation of a GenBank genome assembly.